UCCUUAUUUGUAAACAAACUUAAACGUAUUUAUCACUUGUACGGUACGGAGUUUAUUGUAUUUAUUUAUGGUUUAUAAUGGAGCCGGAACCAAUAGAAGGUUCAUCUCCUGAGGAUGAAGAUGUUUUCCAUUUUGAGACCGAGCACCUAGCCCUUCGGGGCAACCAGUCCUAUGCCAACUUGUUGCGCACCAUGGCCGUGCUGCAGGCCCAAAGGAUUCGGGUCCAUCAGCAGAUCGAUGAGCUGGAAGCCACCAGAAAGGUCUACUUGGAUAACCCGCAACUGAUGCUGGACAAGCUGCAGAACAACGAGCCCUUGAUAUCGGACAACUGCAUCACCACGGCUGUGUUGCCGGAGUUGCCAACUUUGAUCGCCAAUGACGAAGGAUGUGUAUUAAAUGAGACACCAGCGGAACCGUCUUCAUGGACACAUCAGCCCGAAGAGAUUAAGGACAGGAGCCAAGGCCGGUCGGAGAACUUCAAUCGCUUGUGGACCAACGAGGAACAGCGCCGCUUGGAGCAGCUGCUCAUCCAGUAUCCGCCAGAGGAAGUGGAAAUGCGACGAUUCGGCAAGAUAGCCAAGGCCUUGGGAAACCGAACGGCUCAGCAGGUGUUCAGCCGCGUCCAGAAGUACUUCCAAAAGCUGCACGAUGCCGGCAUGCCGGUGCCCGGUCGAAUACCCAAGCAUCGCCGCGCGGGCCUGAGUAAGCCGAAGGUCCACUUACGUAGGUCUACAUUCUUUCCUGCCCAGAAUAUAUCCCUGCAAAUGCCGGAGGAUGACUGCAUAUUAGAUGACCUGCGGAUCCAAUCGCCUGCCAACGAGAUGCUCCUUAUGCCGACAUCUUUACAAACCAAGACUGAGCACGACUAUUUGGAUGCCGAUCUGGCUGCGGAGGCCAAGCGCAAGCAGGAACUGCGCCUUAAGCUUCUUACUUCCAUUCAGGAUGAGAAACAGCAGGUCGAGAAUGGCUAUGAGCCCGAUCUGCUGGCAGCCAAGUGUGCCGAAUGCGAAGAGGCGUCUGUGACCAGGACCCAAUGGCGUUGCAACAGCUGUUAUUGUCACCUAAAUCUGUGCGGAGAUUGCCUCGCCAGCCAGUUGAUCGAAGGUCGCUUCGAGCAUCUGAGCCAUGAAGUUGUAGUGGACCUAGAGUCAUGAUACUUUUUAAUGGAAAAGUGGAUUAAAAUAAAGAAUUUACUUAGGCAAAGAUCCAUAUUUUUACAACAUUUUACCAUCUUUUAUGAAAUAAGUUUGAUAGUUUAUCAAAAAACCAAUCAAUUUUAUGUGAUAAAUAUAUGCCACAAU
Drosophila suzukii is the source of this 1301-nucleotide messenger RNA. It is a transcript of the gene Atac1, whose product is annotated as Ada2a-containing complex component 1. The record is from RefSeq and is a predicted model, not a curated record. NCBI's taxonomy places the organism in Eukaryota, Metazoa, Arthropoda, Insecta, Diptera, Drosophilidae.